GCUCCGCCGCUGCGAUUCGCAGGCGCUGUCUGCUCCAGCUGUUCUACGCUAUGAAACCUCCCAGCCGCCUACAUGAUGUGAGCAGGUGAGAAUGUCUGCCGACAAGUCCAAAUGAUAUUUUCAGGUGUUCUACUGAUCUUGGCACUGACAGAAGAACUGGUGUUUGCUGUUCAGGUAUUGUCUCCCAGCUUGGCAUCAUCCAGGGGCCUCCAAACAGACAAUAUCAAUAUCUCAGCUAUGGGAACAACUCCUGGACACAAAGGCCAUCACACAGCCAAACCUUUGUCCACAACAACUCUUGCAGGCUUUCAUUCCGCCAGUCCAGUGGAGACUUCUGCUCCUUCAAUUGACCAGAAGAAACCAUCCAGCAACCAUCCUGUUGGCAACAAAGGACCCUAUCACUUAUACAACCAGAGUGCUUUGUUUUCUGGAAAGACUCGCCCCAAAGGGAAACUAUUCCAGAUGGUUCAAGGCAAUUCCACAGAACUGACAGGGCCUUAUCUAAAGACAGAACUGCAUUCUCCUGCUACCACCAGGAACUGGUCUCCACCACAUCAUCCAUUUCUGCUUCGGCCUACAGCCUACAGCACCCGGAGAAGCAGCAUUCUGCCAGUAAACACGACAGACUCAGUUGCAUCUUUCCACAGUGAUACCUCAGAAGGCCUUAACAAAGCAGAAAAAGGGAGUUCACCAGAAUCGGCUACGCAGGAAACUGAACUCAGCACCCCAGCAACUGGCCCAGCAACGGUUUCAGAAAUGGUGACAGUGCCUUUUAAACCCCCGCAGUAUGGCAUAUGGGAUAUCCUAAGCAAAAAUCACUCUUGGGUAACAUCGAACCAGAGUACAAACCAGGGACCUCUUUUUGCUAGCUCUGGGACUGCAACAGCGGCAGCAGCAACAUUUGCUCACUCUGGUCAAACUAGCAUGGAUGUCAACGGCUCCUCCUUGCAUACGACAGGAAGCCCUACUCAUGGGACAUCCGUCAUACUGCAUCCCUCUGAGCAUAAUACCAGCUUGCCGAGCGAUGCGCUUUCCACAGAGCCCUCUACCUGGCUGCCGAGUUCCACUUCGACAGCAACAGAAAAUUUCCUAAACAGACUGGUACCUGCUGGAACCCGGAAUCCUGGCAAGCCGGGGAACAUUUCUCAUGUCACAGAGGGGGACAAGCCCCAACACAGGGCAACCAUUUGUCUCAGCAAAGUGGAUAUAGCAUGGAUCGUAUUGGCCAUCAGCGUACCCAUAUCUUCAUGCUCUGUCCUACUGACUGUCUGCUGCAUGCGAAGAAAGAAGAAAACAUCUAACCCAGAAAACAACCUGAGCUACUGGAACAACGCAAUCACCAUGGACUACUUCAACAGACAUGCUGUGGAGUUACCAAGAGAGAUCCAGUCCCUUGAAACAUCAGAGGACCAUCUUUCUGAGCCUCGCUCCCCAGCCAAUGGUGAUUACAGAGACACCGGCAUGGUCCUUGUGAACCCUUUCUGUCAAGAAACCUUAUUUGUAGGACGUGAACAAGUGUCCGAAAUAUGAGCCCUCUCCACUGCUCUGGUACUUGCAGUCCCAUCUUUAUGGUUUCCAAAUUAUAAAUAUAUAUAUUAUAAAUAUAACCUUUGUGUAACCCUGAAUUAUGAGAAACAUUUUCAGCUCCCCACUCCCCAAGAAUUAUCAACCUCUUUUUUAUAAGUGUGAUUAAAAACUUUACAGACCAAACUUCAGCUUUAUAUAAUAAAAGCUAUU
Messenger RNA from Elgaria multicarinata webbii, 1737 nucleotides. RefSeq names its product transmembrane protein 108 (gene TMEM108). Gene Ontology annotation, biological process: postsynaptic density organization; dendrite extension; retrograde axonal transport. The record is from RefSeq and is a predicted model, not a curated record. Gene Ontology annotation, cellular component: axon; endosome membrane; early endosome. Bases 112 to 1530 code for a protein of 472 amino acids. Lineage: Eukaryota; Metazoa; Chordata; Lepidosauria; Squamata; Anguidae. The transcript has 4 exons.